AGUACUUUUGUUAAAGAGCGUUAACGUUUAGUUUGAGAGCGUUAGGUGCCGUGGGGCUUGGCGAGGCCGCCACGCCCGUAUAAAACGGCCCUAAAAUUUCCGGGGCCAAGUGUAGAAAGAGAUCGAGUCCUUUUAUCUCCCUCGCCCUCGGCGUCAGAUCUCUUCUCGUUCUCUCUCUGUGCUUGAUCUCGGAGAAGCCAUGGCGGAUCAGCUCACGGACGACCAGAUCUCUGAGUUUAAGGAGGCCUUCAGCUUGUUCGACAAGGACGGAGACGGUUGCAUCACAACUAAGGAGUUGGGAACUGUGAUGCGGUCACUGGGGCAGAAUCCAACUGAGGCCGAGUUGCAGGACAUGAUAAAUGAGGUUGAUGCUGACGGCAAUGGGACUAUUGACUUCCCAGAAUUCCUCAACCUGAUGGCUCGCAAGAUGAAGGAUACUGACUCAGAAGAGGAACUCAAGGAGGCCUUCCGAGUGUUUGACAAGGACCAGAAUGGCUUCAUCUCAGCUGCUGAGCUCCGCCACGUCAUGACCAACCUUGGUGAGAAGUUGACAGAUGAGGAGGUUGACGAGAUGAUCCGUGAGGCUGAUGUUGAUGGUGAUGGCCAGAUCAACUAUGAGGAAUUUGUUAAAGUCAUGAUGGCCAAGUGACCUCUCAAGAUGACAUAAAAAAUAUGAGGAAAUUUCAUGGAAGAUAUGCAGUAAAAUACGAUCGUUUAUCUGGAUAGCUUCAGUUGUGAAACAACACAGGGAUGACCCUUUCUCUCUCUUCUUGUGUAUCAUGGGUGGUAUUGUUCAUUGCACUAUUCAUCCAUGGUUCUCUGAAUCUGUCCUCUGUUUCCAUCUUGGUAUUUGGGUUUUGCUUGGAUCGAUAUGUAGUCCUAUUUCUGCAGCUUCCUUUUCCCAUCUGUUGCAAACCGGAACAAUGAAGACAUCCUCUUUCUUGACCUUUUUCUAUUGUUUUAAUAUUUUAUUAUGUCAUGAUUAUUGCGUAGCUGUGAAA
Elaeis guineensis (African oil palm) is the source of this 1001-nucleotide messenger RNA. Its product is annotated as calmodulin-7. Gene Ontology annotation, molecular function: calcium ion binding. The record is from RefSeq and is a predicted model, not a curated record. Lineage: Eukaryota; Viridiplantae; Streptophyta; Magnoliopsida; Arecales; Arecaceae. Gene Ontology annotation, cellular component: myosin II complex.